Molecule: messenger RNA, 1297 nt
Organism: Amborella trichopoda
Lineage: Eukaryota; Viridiplantae; Streptophyta; Magnoliopsida; Amborellales; Amborellaceae
Product: prohibitin-1, mitochondrial
Biological process (GO): mitochondrion organization
Cellular component (GO): membrane; mitochondrion
Source: RefSeq, a predicted model, not a curated record
GCUUAAUUCGUGCUUGACAUGCAAGCAAUUGCGCGGGGCGCGGGGUUUCGAAAAGCCCCUCACCGUCUCUCUCUCGCUAAAACCCUAGGGUUUUAGACAAUCUGUCUCUAACACGCACGAAGAAGUGAAGAACAGAAGUUGAUAUGAAUUUCAAGAACGUUAGAGUUCCAAAGGUGCCUGGGGGUGGUGCAGCUUCAGCAUUGUCAACAGCUGCAGUACUUGGUGGUCUUGGUAUAUAUGCAGCCUUCAACAGUCUCUACACUGUUGAGGGAGGACAUCGGGCCAUUGUUUUUAACCGUGUAGUUGGUAUUAAAGACAAGGUCUAUCCUGAGGGGACUCAUUUGAUGAUUCCUUGGUUUGAGAGACCUAUCAUUUAUGAUGUCCGUGCUCGCCCUCACCUUGUUGAGAGUACUUCUGGAAGUCGUGAUCUUCAAAUGGUCAAGAUAGGUCUUAGAGUUCUUACUCGACCAGUGGCAGAUCAAUUACCAACUAUCUACAGAACCCUAGGGGAGAAUUAUAAUGAAAAGGUUCUGCCAUCAAUUAUCCACGAAACUCUAAAAGCAGUGGUAGCACAAUACAAUGCAAGUCAACUGAUUACUCAGAGAGAGGCUGUAAGUCGGGAAAUAAGGAAAAUAUUGACAGAGAGAGCUGCAAAUUUCAAUAUUGCACUUGAUGAUGUCUCUAUUACAAGCCUUACUUUUGGGAAGGAGUUCACAGCUGCGAUUGAAGCCAAACAAAUUGCUGCUCAAGAAGCAGAACGAGCGAAGUUUGUGGUGGAGAAAGCCGAGCAAGACAAGAAGAGUGCUGUUAUCAGAGCACAGGGAGAAGCCAAGAGCGCCCAACUUAUUGGUGAGGCUAUUGCUAAUAACCAAGCUUUCAUCACAUUGAGGAAGAUUGAAGCUGCAAGAGAGAUAUCACAGAUCAUCGCGAACUCUGCAAACCGCAUUUUCUUGAACUCAGAUGAACUCUUGCUGAACCUUCAGGAGAUGAAUUUGGAGACCCCGACUGGUUCUAAGAAGUGAUGUUAAGCAAAAUCCCUUUGUUGACACAACCAACAAGACCGUAUCAUAUAUCAAGUUCGGAUAAUUUGGUAUAGUAAAAAGACUGUUUUUUGGCGCAUGAAAUUGCUUGUUUUGGCAAGGGACAUUUUAGGACCAAGUGGGUUUGGCUGUUCCGAGAUUUUUGAGGUAAUUGAUAUCGUAGUCUUUGUUAUAGAGAAGUUACGCUGUAAUAAUGCGCAGGUUUUAUAUGGAUUUUUGUGAAAGUGAAGCUUGAAUUACAGCAGCAUGGAGAGUCA